UAGAGACGGGGUUUCACCAUGUUGGUCUCGAAUUCCUGGAUUCGUGAUCCGCCACCCCACCUCGGCCUCCCAAAGCGGUGAGAUUACGGGCGUGAGCCACCGCGUCUGGCCAACACGUGGUAAUCUGAAGGGACCACCAGAGUAUAUGCGGCCCGCCUUCCACGGAAACGUCACGAGGCCCACGAUUCAAAGGCGUGCCUCAUUAAGUUACCGACAGCCCCAAACUCGCCCUUCCACGCCGGGCCUCGAGGUGCUCUGUGGACCUGCAGAGGCGUCGCGUGGACACCCGCGGUCAGACGCGACCCCAGGCCGCGCCGGCCCCAGAGGAAGCGAGCGCGAGUCCGCGGUGGUGGCUGGGCGCUCAGUGAAGACGCCAUUCCGCCACGAAAACGCCCGCGACGCCGCUGGCCCCUGCGCGGUGGGGCGAGGCGGGCUGGCCGGACCUGCGAAGCCCAACGAGCCCGGCGCCGGCUGGCUGUAGCCUUGCUCUGCCUCCCCGGCCUGGCCGCGAGGCUCCCGCGAGCCGGGAUCCACGAGCACCGGGGCCGACCCGACACUUGGGCCUCACACGGCGUGGGCUUUGGAAAGCUCCGGUGCGGCCGCUUCCCCGGAAGUCCCCCAGUGGGCUCCGGCCGCUCUGGCCCGCGCGCGCCCGGCUCGCUGGUGCCCUGGGCGGCGCCCGGCCGCUGGCGCUUCUCGGACGCUAGGGGGCGCGCGGCCGCGGUGGAGCCGCACUGGGCCGCGGCGGCUGCUCGACUGUUCUGAGGCGCGGCCCGGACGCGCGCCGCCCCCGCCUGCGUUCCCCCGGCAACCCGCGGCCGCCGCCAUGGACGCGCUGUUGGGCACAGGGCCUCGCCGGGCUCGCGGCUGCCUGGGCGCGGCUGGACCCACGUCUUCAGGUCGCGCGGUGCGGACCCCGGCGGCGCCCUGGGCGCGCUUCUCCGCCUGGCUGGAGUGCGUGUGCGUGGUCACCUUCGACCUGGAGCUGGGCCAGGCGCUGGAGCUGGUAUAUCCGAACGACUUCCGGCUCACAGACAAGGAGAAAAGCAGCAUCUGCUACCUGUCCUUUCCCGACUCGCACUCAGGCUGCCUUGGAGACACUCAGUUCAGCUUCCGCAUGCGCCAGUGUGGAGGGCAGAGGAGCCCCUGGCAUGCCGACGACAGGCACUACAACAGCAGGGCCCCUGUGGCACUGCAGAGGGAGCCGGCACACUACUUCGGCUACGUGUACUUCAGGCAGGUGAAGGACAGCUCUGUGAAGAGGGGCUACUUCCAGAAGUCUUUGGUGCUGGUGUCCCGCUUGCCCUUUGUCCGGCUGUUCCAAGCGCUGCUAAGCCUCAUCGCCCCCGAGUACUUUGACAAGCUGGCGCCCUGCCUGGAAGCAGUGUGCAGUGAGAUCGACCAGUGGCCGGCGCCUGCGCCUGGGCAGACCCUGAACCUACCUGUCAUGGGCGUUGUUGUCCAGGUGCGCAUCCCAUCGAGGGUGGACAAGUCCGAGUCCAGUCCUCCGAAGCAGUGUGACCAAGAGAAUCUGCUGCCAGCCCCAGUGGCUCUUGCUAGCGUCCACGAGCUGGACCUGUUCAGGUGCUUCCGGCCUGUGCUGACUCAUAUGCAGACACUGUGGGAGCUCAUGCUCCUCGGGGAGCCCCUGCUGGUCCUGGCACCCUCGCCCGACGUGUCCUCGGAGAUGGUGCUGGCCUUGACCAGCUGCCUGCAGCCCCUGAGGUUCUGCUGCGACUUCCGUCCCUACUUCACCAUCCAUGACAGUGAGUUCAAGGAGUUCACCACACGCACGCAGGCCCCACCAAACGUGGUCCUGGGAGUCACAAACCCUUUCUUUAUCAAAACACUCCAGCAUUGGCCCCACAUCCUCCGAGUCGGGGAGCCCAAGAUGUCAGGAGACCUGCCUAAGCAAGUCAAGCUGAAAAAGCCUUCAAGGUUGAAGACCCUGGACACCAAGCCAGGCCUCUACACCGCUUACACGGCCCACCUCCACCGCGACAAGGCGCUGCUCAAACGGCUGCUCAAGGGCGUGCAGAAGAAGCGGCCGUCAGAUGUGCAGAGUGCCCUGCUGCGGCGGCACCUCCUGGAGCUCACCCAGAGCUUCAUCAUCCCCCUGGAGCACUACAUGGCCAGCCUCAUGCCCCUGCAGAAGAGCAUCACGCCCUGGAAGACUCCCCCCCAGAUCCGGCCCUUCAGCCAGGAUGACUUCCUGCGUAGCCUGGAGCAUGCCGGGCCCCAGCUCACCUGCAUCCUCAAGGGCGACUGGCUGGGUCUCUACAGGCGGUUUUUCAAGUCCCCCCAUUUUGAUGGCUGGUACCGGCAGCGGCACAAGGAGAUGGCCCUGAAGCUGGAGGCCCUGCACCUGGAGGCUAUUUGUGAGGCGAACAUCGAGACCUGGAUGAAAGACAAGUCCGAGGUGGAGGUCGUGGACCUGGUUCUGAAACUUCGCGAGAAGCUGGUGCGGGCUCAGGGCCACCAGCUCCCUGUGAAGGAGGCGACGCUGCAGCGGGCCCAGCUGUACAUCGAGACGGUCAUCGGCUCCCUGCCCAAAGACUUGCAGGCUGUCCUGUGCCCUCCCUAGAACAGAGCCAAGGGCCACGGUCCCAGGGCCCUAGGUCUGCCUGAGCCUCCUGCUCCCCAGUGGUGGCGGCACUGGGCCAAGCACACGCUCCCCUUCCUUGGCCCCCCGCCCAGACUGCAGGCUCCCCUUCCUGCACCACCAUUGUCUCAGCAGUAAAGGCGACAUUUGGAACCACA
Pongo pygmaeus (Bornean orangutan) is the source of this 2760-nucleotide messenger RNA. It is a transcript of the gene DENND6B, whose product is annotated as DENN domain containing 6B. Gene Ontology annotation, molecular function: guanyl-nucleotide exchange factor activity. Bases 827 to 2584 code for a protein of 585 amino acids. The transcript has 20 exons. The record is from RefSeq and is a predicted model, not a curated record. Gene Ontology annotation, cellular component: recycling endosome. NCBI's taxonomy places the organism in Eukaryota, Metazoa, Chordata, Mammalia, Primates, Hominidae.